This is a messenger RNA of Polypterus senegalus (gray bichir), 1333 nucleotides long. RefSeq names its product sodium/bile acid cotransporter 7-A-like. Gene Ontology annotation, cellular component: plasma membrane. The transcript has 9 exons. The record is from RefSeq and is a predicted model, not a curated record. Bases 1 to 903 code for a protein of 300 amino acids. Lineage: Eukaryota; Metazoa; Chordata; Cladistia; Polypteriformes; Polypteridae.
AUGAAUAAGAAAGCUAAGCUCUCUGGAGCCAGAGAGCUCAUUACCUAUUCAGUCUCUUCAUAUGCUCUUUUGGAGCAGAAUGCAGAGGAUGGAGAUUCAGUUCAUUGGACUUGGCUUUGGACUUCAAUCAAACUUGCUGGACCUCGUUUACAUGCCUUUAUCUUUUGUUGUUUUUAUUUUUCAUUUUGUAAUCCACACAUAUGGAUAUCCCAUAACUCGUGGUUUUGCCUCAUUCUCUUUUCUUUUUUUCCCCCCAAAUCUGCAUGCAGACGUGCAGCUGCGAUCUUCAAUUCUGCCUUUGGAAGUUUUCUGGGUAUCGUUGUAACGCCUCUGCUGCUUCUGCUGUUUCUUGGCUCCUCCUCCUCAGUGCCUUUCUCCUCCAUUUUUUCUCAGCUGUUUAUGACUGUCGUAGUUCCUCUUAUAGUUGGACAGAUAGUUCGACGGUAUAUUAAGGAGUGGCUAGAGAGAAAGAAGCCCCCCUUUGGUGCCAUCAGCAGCUGCGUUCUCCUCAUGAUUAUUUACACCACAUUCUGCGACACAUUCUCCAAUCCCAACAUUGACCUGGACAAGUUCAGCUUGGUCGUCAUCGUAUUUAUCAUAUUUUCUAUCCAGCUGACCUUCAUGCUUUUAAUAUUCAUCUUAUCCACUAGGGAGAAAUCUGGGUUCACGCCUGCCGACACAGUGGCCAUCAUGUUCUGUGCCACACACAAAUCCCUCACGUUAGGCAUUCCAAUGCUAAAGAUUGUAUUUGAAGGAUAUGAGCAUCUGUCAUUGAUAUCCGUCCCUUUGCUCAUAUACCAUCCUGCACAGAUUCUGUUGGGGAGUGUCUUAGUUCCUACGAUAAAGUCCUGGAUGACCACAAGGCAAAAGGCUCUGAAAAUGAUGAGACACCAGCCCGUAUAACUGGAUGGACGGCUUCUUGUCGAGAAGGAUGUUUCACGUGUCAAACAUAACAAUGCAGACGGAGACGUGCAUUUUGAAGAAUUGUGUUAUUGUAUUCCAUCUCCGUGGGAGGGGAUGACUACAGAUAAGUGCCUUCAGCUCAGAAGAGGACCACAGUGAAAACCAGCCAAUUUGAUGAUACAAGGCGGUUGGCUUCACAAGCCUUUGUUAUGCAAGCAAAAAUAUGUAUAUAUAAAUCUAAUUUUUAUAUGGUGAUAUUAAAGUUCAGUUUUGGGGCCAUACAAUCAUGACAUUGCCAAGUAUUACAAACUGGGUGGACAAUAAGAGGGCGGAAGACUUUAGGGAGAUGAUUCCAGGAUAGGUGUUCUGAUUGAGAGUUUUUAUAUUGUUAAUUGACUUAUUUUAUUAAAAUAUAUUUUACUUACUGUCA